AUGCCCGCUCUAUUCCGGAUCGUGAAUGAUGAUCAUCCGCCACUUCCGCAGGGUGCUUCCCCAGCCGUCAAAGAUUUCUUGAUGCAAUGUUUCCAGAAAGAUCCCAAUCUUCGAGCAUGUGCUCGAAAGUUACUCAAGCAUCCAUGGAUUGUCAACGCACGCCGAAAGUGGAAUGAAGCAUUACGCUCUCCUGGGGCUGGCACUACGAGGAAAUCAACCAAAUUUGAUCCGAACGCUGGGUCGUUGCCUGCUGCACGCGGCGGUUCCUUAGUAGAUACCCUCCCAUCGCCAACAUCUAUCAAAAUCGCUGAUCGCUUUCGGUCACCGUCGUCUAAUGAAGAUGACAAUUGGGACAACGAUUUCGUGACCGCUAUCUCUCCAAGCGCGUUGCAGCUGCCCCAUUUGAGACCGCAGGACGACCUCGGAGGCAAGCUCUCACCCGAGAAGUUGAAAGCGUUCGCAUCCUCGAUGGAACUGUCAUUAAGGGUGAUGACAGUUUCGACGGCUUCGAAGACAGUGGGCGUGGUUCAUUUCCAGGUGACAAUGAUCCUUUGCAAACCAUCCGCCCAUACUCUGCCAAAGUCCCAUUAG
Molecule: messenger RNA, 591 nt
Organism: Penicillium diatomitis
Lineage: Eukaryota; Fungi; Ascomycota; Eurotiomycetes; Eurotiales; Aspergillaceae
Product: Cytokinesis protein sepH
Exons: 3
Coding region: 1-591 (196 amino acids)
Cellular component (GO): cytoplasm
Molecular function (GO): protein serine/threonine kinase activity
Source: RefSeq, a predicted model, not a curated record